This is a messenger RNA of Mercurialis annua (annual mercury), 687 nucleotides long. RefSeq names its product ethylene-responsive transcription factor ERF098-like. NCBI's taxonomy places the organism in Eukaryota, Viridiplantae, Streptophyta, Magnoliopsida, Malpighiales, Euphorbiaceae. The record is from RefSeq and is a predicted model, not a curated record. Bases 88 to 543 code for a protein of 151 amino acids. Gene Ontology annotation, molecular function: DNA-binding transcription factor activity; DNA binding. The transcript has a single exon. Gene Ontology annotation, biological process: regulation of DNA-templated transcription; ethylene-activated signaling pathway.
UGCCACCAAAUUUGAAAAUAAUCCAACUUAAUUUGCUAGACCGUUUUUAUAGUUAUUUUCUACAUUUAUCCAAUUAAAUCCACCAAAAUGGAAAACGGAAAGAAAUCAAAGAAACAAGAUAGGGGAAGUAGUGGAUCUUCCGAGGCUCGAUAUAGAGGGAUUCGACGUCGGCCAUGGGGUAAGUUCGCUGCCGAAAUUCGCGAUCCGACGAAAAAUGGUGCUAGAAGAUGGCUUGGAACAUUUGACACGGCUGAAGAUGCGGCUCGAGCUUAUGAUAAAGCUGCCUUUGCAUUUAGAGGUCAUUUAGCUAUUCUUAAUUUUCCAAAUGAGUAUCAAUACCACAGCCAAACUAGUAAUGAGCUCUCAUUUGCUUCUUCUUCUUCGUCUCCGUCGUCGUCGUCGAGUUCUUUCGCUUCUGCUCCGGCAGCUUCGAGCUAUGGUACAAUGAUGGGUUCUUCUGCAGGACAUGAAGUGUUUGAGUUUGAGUAUUUGGAUGAUAAAUUGUUAGAAGAUCUUCUAAAUCAAGAUGGUAGGCUCUGUUAAUUUAUUCGCCAAGCCGAAUUACACCCCCAGAAAAUUAAUUCUUUCAUUUUAGUCCAUACAUUUUCAAAUUUCCUUCCUUAAUUAGUAUUUUGUUUUUUCCAUCAUAUGCCUCUUAUAUACUUUCUUUUGUCCCAUCAAUCUUUA